This is a messenger RNA of Andrographis paniculata, 952 nucleotides long. Its product is annotated as nudix hydrolase 25. The record is from RefSeq and is a predicted model, not a curated record. The transcript has 6 exons. Bases 118 to 651 code for a protein of 177 amino acids. Gene Ontology annotation, molecular function: guanosine-3',5'-bis(diphosphate) 3'-diphosphatase activity; bis(5'-adenosyl)-pentaphosphatase activity. Gene Ontology annotation, cellular component: chloroplast. Lineage: Eukaryota; Viridiplantae; Streptophyta; Magnoliopsida; Lamiales; Acanthaceae. Gene Ontology annotation, biological process: nucleoside phosphate metabolic process; ribose phosphate metabolic process.
UCGGACAAAUAAAUUCCCUUUCUUCUCUCUCUCUCACUUUCCCAGUUUCCUCUUUGCUCUGACUUCUUUCUCUAAUUUCUCUCUCUCUGGUCAUCAUCAGUGAGAGAUAGUCUAUCAAUGGAAGGUCUUCCCCCUGGAUAUCGCCCCAACGUCGGACUCUGCCUCCUCAACCAGGAUAACAUGGUUUUUGUUGCAUCGAGAUUAAAUGUUCCUGGAGCAUGGCAGAUGCCUCAGGGAAGUAUCGAAGAAGGAGAAGACCCGAGGUCUGCCGCUGUUCGAGAACUCAAGGAUGAAACUGGAGUUGUCUCUGCCGAAAUAAUCGAUGAGGUUCCGGGAUGGUUGACCUACGAAUUCCCGUCUGCUGUCAAGGCAAAAGUUAAUCGUCUUUGGCGAGGAGAAUGGCAUGGACAAGCUACAAAAUGGUUUCUGAUGCGACUCGGAGCCGAUGAGAGGGAAAUAAAUCUAGCAAAUGCCGAAACUGAUCGAGAGUUCUCAGAAUGGAAAUGGGCUUCCCCCGGGGAAGUAAUCGAGCAGCUUCUGCAGGCAGUGGAUUAUAAGAGGCCGAUGUACGAGGAGGUAAUGGCGGCGUUUAGGUCGUACUUGAAGAGUACAGGAAAAGGAGCUGCAAAAUGCUACUCGACAAAAUGGUGAAUGGCUCGAUCGAGCAAAAAAGUUGUCUGUAAAAGGGAAAUAAUAAAUAAAAGGAAUAGAGUACACGAACGACACAACAACUACCUCGCGAUUAUGGUUUUAUACAAAUUUGGUUUUCUUGUGUAUAUUUUGACGGAGAUGGGAUCGAACUCGUGGAUUAAUUGUUUACUACGAAAUGGUUGUCGACUAAGAACCGUGGGGCGUGAUAACUGGUAUUUUUGUAAUUUUUUUAUUUUGGUAUCUUCGAAGAAUAAUUAUUGAAUGUAAUAUUCUGUAUAAAAUAUGGAUGUUGAAUUUGAUA